Messenger RNA from Linum tenue, 500 nucleotides. NCBI's taxonomy places the organism in Eukaryota, Viridiplantae, Streptophyta, Magnoliopsida, Malpighiales, Linaceae. The record is from the annotation of a GenBank genome assembly.
GUAGCUUCCAUCUUCCCAAAACCCUGCUCCCGAGCACCUCCCACUCUCGAUCCAAGUAGGCCACUCUCAUUAACCUUGCUGUGGAGAAUAUUGUUGGGUACAAGAUUCUUGCUAUUGUCAACUUGAUCAAGGAAGAAAGGUAUUUGACAGGGUUAGCGUUUAUGACUGGAGUCAAUCUGGUGUUGACAGCUUUUGUUGCUGUGUUGUGUGUGUUCCUUGCACCAACUGCAGCAGGACCUGGGAUCCCUGAGAUCAAAGCUUAUCUUAAUGGGAUUGAUACACCAAACAUGUUUGAUGCCACUAUUUUGCUUGUUAAGGUAGGAUUUUUCAGUAAUCUGGCACUUCAGACCAUUUGGUUGUUGGAUUGAGGUUAGUGGGUUUCGGCCCAAAUUCAUUGGAUGAGAGAUCUAACAAAAAUUCACUGUUUCUACCUUUUUAGAUUUCGGGUUUUUAGUGCUGGUGUAAAUGUAUCACCAUUUCAUAAUGGCAGACUGGCAGUG